GUGAGAGCCCCAGCUCCAGGGGAAAGCUCCCUGGGCGAUGGCUGCGGUAAUGGAACCGUGGGAGCUCCACGAGGUGCAGGUUCAGCGUCUUAAAGGGAUGAGCAGCGGCUCGCCACAGCUCGGAGGCGAGUGGGCAGCGCUCCAGGCCGAGGGCCCCGCGUCGGCAAAGACACAGGACCCACGACAAGGCGACCACGGCCUGAGUCAAAAGGAGGGCCGCGCGCCUCCUCUCCAGCCCGCAGCAAGCGGGUGCCACGAGGCACUCAGCCGGUCCCCGAAGUUCCUCUCACGCCGCCCCAGGACCACCGCCGUAGUCCAGGCCAAAAAGCGCUGCGGGGACUCCCGAGGCCGCGAAUGAUCCAGGAGCCUCCAGCCGUCGGCCAAGUAUCGCGAGAGCGCGGCCUCGCCCUCCCAGCAUGCCCCGCGCCGCCGCCGCUGCCGCCGCCGCCGCCGCCGCGCCGCGGCUUGAGGGCGGGAGGCUGGGGGAGGGUAGCGGAGCCGGCGCCGCCGCCAUGUUGGGUCUGAAGCGGCUGCUGUAGGCGCCGACGGAGCGAGCGGGCGUGCGGAGCGGGCGACAGCGGCGUGGGAUCUGCCUCUCUGCGAGCAGCUGGGAGCGGCGGCGGCGGCGCCAUGAGCGGGGGCACCCCUUACAUCGGCAGCAAGAUCAGCCUCAUCUCCAAGGCGGAGAUCCGCUACGAGGGCAUCCUCUACACCAUCGACACCGAAAACUCCACCGUAGCCCUUGCCAAAGUUCGAUCCUUUGGUACAGAAGACAGACCAACAGAUCGUCCAAUACCACCUCGAGAUGAAGUCUUUGAAUACAUUAUAUUCCGUGGGAGUGACAUUAAAGACCUUACUGUUUGUGAGCCACCAAAACCACAGUGUUCUUUGCCUCAAGACCCAGCUAUUGUUCAGUCCUCACUAGGCUCAUCGACUUCUUCAUUCCAGUCCAUGGGUUCUUAUGGGCCUUUCGGCAGGAUGCCCACAUACAGUCAGUUCAGUCCAAGUUCCUUAGUUGGGCAGCAGUUUGGUGCUGUUGGUGUUGCUGGAAGCUCUUUGACAUCCUUUGGAACAGAAACAUCAAACAGUGGUACCUUACCCCAAGGUAGUGCGGUUGGUUCCGCCUUUACACAGGAUACAAGAUCUCUAAAAACACAGUUAUCUCAAGGUCGCUCAAGCCCUCAGUUAGACCCUUUGAGAAAAAGCCCAACCAUGGAACAAGCAGUGCAGACCGCCUCGGCCCACUUACCUGCUCCAGCAGCUGUUGGGAGAAGGAGUCCUGUAUCAACCAGGCCUUUGCCAUCUACCAGCCAAAAGGCAGGAGAGAAUCAGGAGCACAGGCGAGCUGAAGUACACAAAGUUUCAAGGCCAGAAAAUGAGCAACUCAGAAAUGAUAACAAGAGACAAGUAGCUCCAGGUGCUCCUUCAGCUCCAAGGAGAGGGCGUGGGGGUCAUCGGGGUGGCAGGGGAAGAUUUGGUAUUCGGCGAGAUGGGCCAAUGAAAUUUGAGAAAGACUUUGACUUUGAAAGUGCAAAUGCACAAUUCAACAAGGAAGAGAUUGACAGAGAGUUUCAUAAUAAACUUAAAUUAAAAGAAGAUAAACUUGAGAAACAGGAGAAGCCUGUAAAUGGUGAAGAUAAAGGAGACUCAGGAGUUGAUACCCAAAACAGUGAAGGAAAUGCUGAUGAAGAAGAUCCACUUGGACCUAAUUGCUAUUAUGACAAAACUAAAUCCUUCUUUGAUAAUAUUUCUUGUGAUGACAAUAGAGAACGGAGACCAACCUGGGCUGAAGAAAGAAGAUUAAAUGCUGAAACAUUUGGAAUCCCACUUCGUCCAAACCGUGGCCGUGGGGGAUACAGAGGCAGAGGAGGUCUUGGUUUCCGUGGUGGCAGAGGGCGUGGUGGUGGCAGAGGUGGUACCUUCACUGCCCCUCGAGGAUUUCGCGGAGGAUUCAGAGGAGGUCGUGGGGGCCGGGAGUUUGCAGAUUUUGAAUAUAGGAAAGACAACAAAGUUGCUGCAUAGUCUACAAACAAGUCUCUGAAAAUAGGUGAAUUUCUAGCUCUUCAUGGUCCUGAACAUUGAUUUCAGUCUUUGCGAAGAACGAAGAAGUGAAUUCGCUGUACAUUUGUCACCAGCACUGGGUUUUUGUUUUUUGUUUGUUUUUCCGCUUAAUUUCAAAAAUAAAAUGCAGUUACUUUUGGGGGUGGAAGGCUCAUCUUAAAACAUGAGCAUUAAAUAUAUUUGGAAUAGCAGAAGGUUAAGUAAUUUCUUAUGUAUAGUUAAACUAAAGCAGUACUUCAGUGGGACUUACAAGUAUUUUUUCAUCACUGAAAGGUUUUUUUUUUUUAUCACUAAAUUGUAUUUGGCAAUUGCAAGUUGCCUGCAGAUAGGGCCGUGAUACUGUGUUUUGAGCCACAGAAGGUUGUGUGUGUGCGCGCGCGUGUGUGUGUGUGUGCGUGUAUCUUUUUCCUCCUUUCUUUUGGGGAAUCCUGUAAUAUGAGGUAGCUUAUUUCAUCAAUUAAUUAGGGUGCUGGAUGGUAGAGAAUUUUGUCAGUCAACUAUGUACACACAGUAAAUACUGUUUCUUAGGCAAAGGUAACUUUUUUAUAUAGUUGUAAAAUUCCAUUAUAUUCCAUUGCCAAAGAAACAUUAAGAACUUUGUAUAGCUGUAUAAAAAGCAACUAAUUUUUUAAAGAAUAAACAUUUUAAAGUCAGCAAA
Molecule: messenger RNA, 2719 nt
Organism: Symphalangus syndactylus (siamang)
Lineage: Eukaryota; Metazoa; Chordata; Mammalia; Primates; Hylobatidae
Gene: LSM14A
Product: LSM14A mRNA processing body assembly factor
Biological process (GO): cytoplasmic stress granule assembly; P-body assembly
Cellular component (GO): P-body
Molecular function (GO): mRNA binding
Source: RefSeq, a predicted model, not a curated record